AGAGAGAGAGAGAGAGAGAGAGACAAACUGAACGACACAGAGAAACUGAGAGACACCCGGAGAGACAGAGAGAGAGGGGGCACCAGUACCAGAAGCUGGGGAAUUACCCUUCGCUCUCUGUCACUUGCGUUCUGUUUGCGCUCUGACAUCCUCCUCCUCCUCCUCCUCCGCCUCCCCCUCUUCGUCUCGAUCUACAAAAGUCGAGAUUUUGGAUCACCGGGAGAGAGUGAGAGAUCGAGAGAAGUAGAUAGAAGGGAGACUCAUUCGCUCACCCAUUCGCCUGCUCCUCACAAAAGACGAGCGACAGGGAAAAUCUGGACCACAGACCUCAGACCAGCUACUGCGUCCAGCGAGUGGAAAACUGUUGAGGAAACGAAAUAUAUCGGGCAUCUGGAGUGAGUCCAAGCCUGUCAACGUUUUCAAGAAUCAACAACCUCUUCGCUUGCUUCUGUUGUGUAAUCUUGGAUAGUUUGUUUACAUAAGAACUGCUGAGGCCACUAACAAGUGUUGGUUUUUGUUGUUUUUUCUUUUUUUCCUUAUCGCCAACACCCAGUACGUUUCCGGAGCCAGCUACCAGGCUAUUUUUAAAAAAAUAAAAAAUUAAGCAUCCGUGUCUGAAGUAAUGAGAUAUAACACUUGUGUUGUUCAUUGAGAAUGAACUGAGACAACGAGCUGACGUGUAGGACUUAAUCACAGGUCAGAACGCGCCGAGGCGUUGGGCUGCCAGAGAUUACCGAACUUUGACCUCCUCCUCCUUGCUCUUCAUUGACAAGUCGGUGGGGGAGUGAGUGCCUCCCUCCAGCCGCCUCUCUGUGUGUGCCUCGAGUAGGAGCUAGUUCGCAAAGGUGACACAGUGGAGUAGGACUAGUUUACUGCUUAUCCUCAGUGCCGGAACAGCAUUGGUGGUUUGUUUUGUUGGGUUUUUUUGUGUGGAUUAAGACACAUUUUUGUGUGUAUUUACGAGUGUAGGAGUGUUUUAUCUGGAGUGCCGGCCGGCUGAGAAGUCAGAGUGUGGGAGAUGUUGAGUGGGUGGGGACGCAUCUGGCGUUGGUGCUGUGUGUUCUGACGAGCAGAGACUGCUGGAGGUUAGCUCCGGGUGAGGGUCAAGUGACCGGGGAUAGUUCCCCGUAGCUGUACAUCACUGCUCUCAGUAAACUCAGUCGUGGCUGGUCCUACUUCUCCUGGUGGAGCAGCUGACGUCAUCACAGGAGUCUGCACUGUCCACGUGACCUUCUAACGGGAUAGCUGACGUCACAGAAGUCUGCAAGGACCAGGUGACUGACCAGUCGGAUUGACCAGUCGUGUUCAUGAGAGACGUAGGUCAGCCUCAGCUCUCUGGCCUGGUCGCGACGCACGAAGGGCUGCAGAGAGCCGUGCACACCACCUUCCCGCCGCCCCUACCACCGCUCACACCGCCCAUACCACUCACACUCUGCAUCUCUGGAGAACCCGCGAGCUGUGAGAAAGUUAGGGAUAGCAACAGCAGCAGUAAGAUCUGCACGCCGACUUCUCAGAAAUGGUCUGUGGAAAGUGUCAAUGUUUUAAGAAAUAUCCGUGUAUCCGAGUCGUCUCGCGCUCACUACUUCGACGUUAGCUGUGUAGACAGUUCUUUGAUUUUGACGUGCGCAGAGUCCAGCAGUUCGGACUCGUCACUUCUUAGCUUUGAAAGCGAGAGGAUCGACUCAAAGGACACAGUAGUAGCUGUUGACUUAGAUAAGACCAAGCCGUGCACGAGUGAGCACUCAGGGAGUAACGACAGACGUAGCGCCACUGUGCCCGGUGCCCAUACGGCUUGCAUGACCCACUCGCACCGUGCGCACACGCACUCGGCCUCCUCCUCAGACUACCAGCAAGCUCAGCUCCCUGAGAAAGCGGCGGCAACACCACUCGCGGCGGGGCGGCAGGCGGUGCUGUAUAUGUCUGCCGCCGGCGGCCGCCUGCACGCGUCCACGCCCGACCAGGACCACGCGCCGGGUCUGCUCAAGGUGUCCGAGGAAGAUGUGUCAGUGGCCUCGCAAAGCAGGUUCGUGGCUCCACCCGUGGGUCGCGCGGACAGUAGAGGGGAAGAACAACUGCCGCACCGACAUCUCGCCGCUACCUCCUCGGCCAUGGAGCCCCACCCCGUGUUCAAACACCCGGCCUCCGUGCAGCACAGCGCGCUCUUGUCCCACCCACACCCUUACAGCCAGUUCCCUCCAAUGUCGCAGCACGGUGCUCGAUCAGAGCAGACGAGCCAGGAGUUCCACGGAAUGGCCCAGCCUGCCAUGAUCGUCCGACCCAGACACUUCUCAGGAGGAGAACUACCCACAGAAGCGCACCGCCUGCACCAGCAGCAGAUGAUGCAGCAGUAUCACCACCAACUUCUUCAGCAGCAACAACAACAACAAAAACACCAAAUUCCGUAUCCGCCCACCAGCGGGUUCCCCAGAGACAGCGAGUCCGGGCUAAUGGCCAAGUACCCGAGCUCCCCCUCCCUGGUGACCAGCACCACGUGGUCAGCCCAGGACACGCCCACCAUCAGCCACGCCCACAGCCCGGAGCGACCUAUGACCUACCGGACGUCCAGCAGCAUCACGCCGGACUUCCCGAGCCCUGACCCCUCCCCAACCACCACCCCGGGCUCUUCCACCAGGGCCUCACCUCGCCCUGGGGACCGCACGGGCCGUACACACACCUCUCUCGGCUCUCUGGGCUCUCUCUCGGCCGCCAUGUCCACUAGCGGUCACUCGGGCCUGCACACGGCCCUGCCGGAGAUCCAAAUGUCGGAGCUGCUAUCCGAGGCGGAGCAGACAGCGCCUUGGAUCUCCCACACACCCGACAACCUCUCCCCGACGGUCCAGAUCGUGCAGAAACUGUCCCAGGCGACCGUGAGCGACCACCGCGCGCCGGAGAGCCCGAUGACCACGACGGUGAGUCCCGGAGACACGUCCCCGCGCACGUCCCGUUCCAUGCAGGUGUUGCAGGUGCCCACCCCCGAGCGCUCACCCUCCCUCUCCCCGUCAGUCAGCGCCAAGCACAGACAACUCUUCGUCUUCCCAGACGUCAACAACAGUGGCUCCGGUCAGACCAGUCCGUCUGUCUCCGCUGGCGGCAAGUCCGGUGGCGGGGGGCCCACUCUGGAGAGUGCUGGACUCUGUGUUUCGGUGCCCGGGUUCAAGUCCGAGCCGACGGGAGUGGUGCCCGUGGUGGCCUCUGGGAUCCCGCCCAGCAUCAAGUCCGACCCUCACCGCUGGCGACACGUGUCCUCCGGGAGUAGCGGUGACUCAUCCACCGCCGGCGACAUGGCACCGCUCCGCCCAGCGGCGCCGUCGGCGGGUCCCGGGACGUCCCAGCUAGCGCGGCAACGCUUCCUAAGCGGAGACACGGACGUGGACGACGCGCUACUCGACUCGGAGACCGGCUCCAGCGCCGUGGAGGACAGCAGUAGCAGUCGCGAGCAGAGUCCCUUCCCCGUCGUGGACGCCGGCGGGGUACAGUCGCCCAGCAGUCGCCGCGCCUCACCCUCCGCCGCGCACCGCUCGUCGCCGUCACCCUCACCGCUGGGCGCGCGAGCGUCGCCGUCUCCGUCAGGCAGGAAGAGUCUGCUGCGGCAACAAGGCAUGUCCGUGGACGACGACGGCGACGCGUUUCUCUACGGCGGAGAUUUCGACCGCGGUGGCGACGAGGACAAGCUCCAGCCGCCAAAAUUCAAGCGGCGUCUUCACGAGCGGUAUGUGUCCAGUCUGAAAGAGGAGCCGGGCCGCGGGGAGGACGCGGAUGCCGGGGGCGGUGGUGGCGGGGCGCUGAGUCUCCAUUCGUCCUCCUCCGAGUCGGACGUGAAGCCUGUGCUCAAGCUGGAGAAAGUGGAGGACGAGGAGGGCGGUGAGGAGAGCUCGCUACCCAAGUCCCCGCGCCGCUCCCUCGCCGACGAAAGUUACCGCGGCGACUGGCACGAGCUGAGCGCUGACGAGGGCGACGUCUUCAUGGAGCCGGUCAGAACCGCCGCUUCGCGUAGCGGCAAAACUUCGCGCCAGCAACAACAGCCAUUGGACCUGUCUCGGGGCACGCCGGGCCCACCCUUACCCCCCGGUCUAUACCGCACGGGUUCGUUACCCGAGUCGGACACGCCCACAGGGUCACCGGGGCCCAAGUCUCACUACUCGCCGCUGUUCCGCUCCUCGCACCGGCUCAACUACUCCCCGCACGCCCUCCUCUCCCCUCAGUCUCAGUCCCCGCUCUGCUCUGUCCCCGAGGGCGGCCGGAUCUUCAACUUCAACAUGCCCAGCCCGUACGAGGGCGCCCACUCGGACUCGGACAUCGUCUCGCCCUCUCCCAUGUCCCCGCGGUUCUUCACAUUCCCCUCCAUCGCGCCCUCGCACUCCGCUUCACCGCUGCUCACCACGCCCAUGUCGGAGGUGACGCGCCUGGCGGUGUCGCCCCGCGCCCUCUACCCCACCUCCCCCAUCCAGUUCUCGCUACGCUCUAAGGCCGUGGCUCACGUCAAGUGGGAGAACUUCUCCAAGCGAUCUUUCUCCGACUCGGACGUGGCCUACCAGUGCCCGGUGUGCGGCCAGGUGUUCCCCUCUAACGACAAUCUGGCCAAGCACAUGGCUAAACACCUGCCCACGGAAACGGUCCGCUCGGCCGACAACAACAAGAUCCAUUACUGCAAAGUCUGCGACCGAUCCUUCUCCCGUUCCGACAUGCUUACGCGGCACAUGCGGCUGCACACGGGACUCAAACCCUACGAGUGCAUGGACUGCGGCCAGGUGUUCAGCCGCUCCGACCACCUCAACACGCACAAGCGGACACACACGGGCGAGAAACCUUACCGCUGCCCACAGUGCCCCUACGCCGCCUGCCGCCGCGACAUGAUCACGCGACACAUGCGGACGCACGCCAAGCGCACGCCCAAGCGAGGCCGCUACCUCUCCGUGCCUGACGACGCGGCGUCAAGCGGCGACCUGCGGAAAUGUUCCGUGUCCAGCACGGAGACCUCCGAGUCUCAGGACCCGUCAGGCGGCAGAACCUGCUCCUCGCUCUCCAGCAUCGACAGCCUUGACCUGGAGCUAGGUCAAGGUCACUACCUGCUCCGGGCGAACCCGGCGAGCGUGGAAUCGUCGCUGCAGUCUCUGACCUCCGCUGAAGAAAGUGGAGGAGGCGUGAGACCAAAGCUGUCGACCAGCAGUCGCGACUCCGCGGAGACGGAGGAUUUCCCCGCCACGUUGCUCGGUGUCCCGCCGCCCCCCGCCGCCUCCUCCUGGCUGUCCGUGGAGAGCAGCGGCGGGGACACGGCAGGAGGUCUGGAGAAGCGGCCACCGCGAGAGCCCAGCCCCCACCCUCGCGGACAUUUCCUGAGCGGCGGCGUCGCCGCGCGGCAACAUCCCGCUCCUCACCAGCACCACUUUCAUCACCAAAAACACGAAGUCGCCUCCUCCCCCUCUUCCUCCUCCCCCUCCUCCGCGAUUCCUCCCCCGCUGUCUCGCCCCGUGCCCACUUUCAUGGGCAGCAGCAGCAGCAGCAGCGGCAGUGUGAGCAGCGGCAGCGUCAGCACGCACUCACCGCGACAGUCCAGCUCCAGCACCAGCUCCCAGCACAAGGACUCCCUGGACUCUUGAUGAAGGGCGGGCGUUCAGUCCUGUGGACAUCUCACUGACCGGCGACUGAACCCAGCCCAACCUUCUCACCCUUGGCCCAUUCCCCUCACCCCUGCCCCACCCCUCUCACCCCUCUCUCCCUGCCCCACCCCUCUCACCCCUCUCUCCCUGCCCCACCUAGCCACAUCCACUCACCUACCCGCUCCUGCCCGCCCCACUCACCCACCUAUUCCACCUCCACCCGUGCCCUUUUUCCGGUUGGCUAGCCGCAGCCUUUUCACAAUUCCUGUAUGACUUCUGCACCACAUCGGUGUUGGAGAGCCAUGUUCCCCCCCCCCCCUUUCCAAACC
Aplysia californica (California sea hare) is the source of this 5926-nucleotide messenger RNA. RefSeq lists its product as uncharacterized. NCBI's taxonomy places the organism in Eukaryota, Metazoa, Mollusca, Gastropoda, Aplysiida, Aplysiidae. Gene Ontology annotation, molecular function: RNA polymerase II cis-regulatory region sequence-specific DNA binding; DNA-binding transcription factor activity. Gene Ontology annotation, biological process: regulation of transcription by RNA polymerase II. The record is from RefSeq and is a predicted model, not a curated record. The transcript has a single exon. Bases 1308 to 5597 code for a protein of 1429 amino acids.